This is a messenger RNA of Drosophila obscura, 4527 nucleotides long. It is a transcript of the gene Gbeta13F, whose product is annotated as guanine nucleotide-binding protein subunit beta-1. NCBI's taxonomy places the organism in Eukaryota, Metazoa, Arthropoda, Insecta, Diptera, Drosophilidae. The record is from RefSeq and is a predicted model, not a curated record. The transcript has 3 exons. Gene Ontology annotation, cellular component: heterotrimeric G-protein complex; cytoplasm. The coding region runs from base 956 to 1978 and encodes 340 amino acids. Gene Ontology annotation, molecular function: protein binding; signaling receptor complex adaptor activity. Gene Ontology annotation, biological process: G protein-coupled receptor signaling pathway.
UAGGUGUUGGCUGCCAAUUGUAGAGUGCAAAUGAAAAGUUGCGGAUUGGUGUCUUCGUUGACCAAAAUUUUCAAUUGUAAUUACUUGUCCAAUUCAACCUACUUUGAGGAUAGUUAACAACAUUUCUUAAGUGUAAAAAGCAGAUUUUAAGUGAAAGUGAAUAGCCAACAGAAGCAGGCUACCUAACGGAUAGGCAACAGAAAGGAAAAUUUUCAUCAUCUUGUAGGACACAAGAACUUUUUUUAGCGAUAGUGCCAUUUUGAGUCUAAAAUCCGUUACGCUAAACUUUAACAAAAUAAACCGGAAAUUUCAGUGAUUUGUUAAGAAGUGAGGAACAAGUGUGUGUCGCUUAAGCUGCCAUCAAAAAUAUACAUUUCGAACAAAUAGAAAAACAACCGGAAACUUAUAGUUUGUGCUGCAAACACACAAAAGUGGACAAAACCAAUAAUAAACUAACAUAAGUUUUGUCACCAGUCUAUGGAAUCGCAUGAACAAAAAAAACAUUCAGGAUAAUAGAGACAUGAUAGCAAAAUAUAUUUCUUAACAGCGAUCUAUUUACACCACACGUACCACAGUUCGAUAUACAUACAUGUGGUAAUAUUUUAAGUUUUCAGAGUUUCGGUAAACAAACGACAUCGUAAUUAAGAAAAGGAUAUAAAGGACAAAAUGUGUGUAUAGUGUAUGAAAAAAAGAGUCUCACGACACCAAAAAGGCUUUGUCUAUUGACAAUUGAUCCAUGGUCAGCUACUAGGCCGUGAACAAAAAGCAAAUACAAAUAGAUUGUUAACGUUACAAGGAUCUUAUAAUCUUAAGACGAUACCAGCUUGCUACAAAAUAAUCACAACUUCCGUCACUCCAGCAUCACUAAAAGCCUUCGCCGAGUACAGAAAUCGGGAAACACGUGAAUAAAAGAUUCUAAAACAAAAGAAAAGAUAAUCAGUUUUAUCGAUAAAAGAUGAAUGAACUGGACAGUCUUAGGCAAGAAGCCGAAUCCCUAAAAAAUGCUAUACGGGAUGCUCGCAAGGCCGCCUGUGACACAUCCUUGUUGCAGGCAGCCGCCUCUCUGGAACCUAUUGGACGCAUACAAAUGCGCACCCGACGCACGUUGCGUGGCCAUUUGGCGAAAAUUUACGCGAUGCAUUGGGGAAACGACUCUAGAAACCUUGUAUCAGCUUCACAAGAUGGCAAGCUAAUUGUUUGGGACUCGCACACCACGAAUAAAGUGCACGCCAUUCCACUGCGAUCUUCGUGGGUUAUGACCUGCGCGUACGCUCCAUCGGGCAGCUAUGUUGCUUGCGGUGGGCUCGACAACAUGUGUUCAAUUUACAACCUAAAGACGCGCGAGGGUAAUGUCCGUGUGUCCCGAGAGCUUCCGGGUCAUGGUGGUUAUCUAUCAUGCUGCCGUUUCUUGGACGACAAUCAAAUCGUUACCAGCUCAGGUGAUAUGUCAUGUGGCCUUUGGGAUAUCGAGACUGGUUUGCAAGUUACUUCAUUCCUGGGCCACACAGGAGAUGUUAUGGCUCUUUCAUUAGCACCGCAAUGUAAAACCUUCGUCUCUGGAGCAUGCGAUGCAUCUGCUAAGCUGUGGGAUAUUCGGGAGGGUGUUUGUAAACAAACAUUUCCAGGUCACGAAUCUGAUAUCAAUGCUGUAACCUUUUUCCCAAAUGGACAAGCGUUUGCAACCGGAUCGGAUGAUGCAACCUGUCGCCUAUUUGACAUACGCGCCGAUCAGGAGCUUGCUAUGUACUCUCAUGACAACAUCAUUUGUGGAAUUACCUCUGUGGCGUUUUCAAAGAGCGGUCGCCUGUUAUUGGCGGGAUAUGACGACUUCAACUGCAAUGUGUGGGACACGAUGAAAGCUGAACGGUCUGGUAUUCUUGCCGGCCACGAUAACCGUGUAUCAUGCUUGGGAGUCACUGAGAAUGGCAUGGCUGUGGCAACUGGAUCUUGGGAUUCCUUCUUGCGUGUAUGGAACUAAGCGAGAUUAAAAAUUCAUUAUUGGGUGGGGUGGGGUCAACGGUUGCGCAGUCAGCGGUUAGUGGUACACCAUAUACAUUGUGAUCUGAUGUACAUGAUUUGGUGUAACCCCCCUGUGCUUAAUUUAUAAUGAGUGUCUGCAGGUUUUGAAAAGGUGGGCGCAGCGACGUUGACUAGAAUGUAGACCACAACAACAAAGAACUUUAUAUACAACAUUAUUUAUAUUGCUAUAUACUUAUUAACUUAAAUUAUACAACAAACCAAAACGCAACUACAAAUAGACAUACACACGCAUACAAGAAUAUUAUUAGUGUAAAUUCAAAACAGAAUAUAAUGAAGGCCAUGCUGAUAGUCAAUCAGUAAGUUGUUUUGUCAGAAUUCGGGUUACAGUUACGGUUAAAAUCGUACGUACAGAAAACUUACUUCAUGAGUGGAUGAGUGCGCGACCAGGAGUAACAACACCAUGACGCAUUAGUCGUUUGCACAUUGAAACAGUAUCAUUGAAGGCAUGUAUGACUUCAAUCAAAAUACAAUUUUUCACGUAUAAACCAUAACUUCAGAAAGUAAAUCCUGAUGAAGCGAAGUCAAAUAAAGUUAAAGCAUUUACAAAAUAAAAAAAAUCACAGCAAAAAAAAAGUAUAUUAAAAUUAUUGCGUAAAAAACUUUAAAAAUCAAGUAAUGAAAAAAGUAAACAAAACACUUUAUAAAAAAUUUUCUUAUUAUGUUUAAGUCCUUAAUUUAUAUACAACAAAAAUUAAUAAUGAUUUAAAUAACAUACUAAUGUAUUAGUGAAAAACUAUUUACAUAUAAUAUGAUGGCCACAUAAGCUACAACAAUAAAUUGAAAAACCACUUUAAAUCCUACAAUACAUAAACGAUUCAUAAAUGUUUAACAAAAUCUUAACAUACAUACAUACAUAUGCAUACAUAGAAUAGCGGAAGUAAUGGGCGGGAAAAUAAAAUAAAAAUAUUAAUAUUGCAAUAACAGCGCUUGAAAAUAAUAGACACAUACACAAAAAUGUUGUUCGAUUGUUAUUCUCAUUUUUUAGGUUUGCCACUGUUUGAUUUUUUUAUUUUUACCUGCAAGGAAAGACUUCAUUCAAAUAUAGUGUUUUUAUUAUUUUUGACUUAUUUUCCAGCAGUGUAACUCCUCAUGCAAAUAUAUCAAUUAGUGUUCUUAUUUUCCAGCAGUGUAGCCCAUAAUUGCAAUGCAUCACGGUUAGAUGUUUUACUUCAUAUUUAAAAUUACUUAAAGCUCUUAUAAUAAACUUGCAGACACAGAGUUAAACAUAUAUAUUUCAUUUAUACAGCAUGCACAGAUUUAAAAACGGGAUAUAAGCUUGGGUCCGAUAGAUAGCGAUGUAAUUUGCUAAACUGAAACAACUUGCAAGCAGUAAAAUGUAUCAUAAAUGUAAUAAAUUUCAGCAAGAAAUCAUAAACAUGCGUAUAUUCAACUAUACUCAAAUUCAUCACAAAAACAUUUCUUUCAACUUUCAUAUACUUAAGGCGUAUUGGUGUGCUAGUUACAAAAAUGGUAUUUUAAAGUCUGCAGUGUCUUAGACCAUUGCAAUCUUUUGAGCAGUACUUUUUUAUAAGUACGUCGCAAUGUUACACUCGAUGCACUCCUAUAUGAUUCGUGAAUUUUUUUGUAUAAACCGUAAGCUUACAACAUAAUAAUGUAUGUAUAUCUGCAAAUGUAGCUAAAAAUAAAACAAAGCUAUUAUACAUUAAAUGCUUUAUUUUAUUUAUAUAAUUUCAAAACAGAAAUUGUAAGUGCACGCAGAUUCUUAAAAAUGUUAGUAUCCGAAUGUUUUCCGUGUUAUUAUAAAAAUUAAAUUUAUUCAGAAUUUUAUUAUGUUUAUAUAAAUACGACAUAAUUUCACACAAAUGCACUUAUACAAAGAUAUUUUAGUUAAUUUUUUUUUAUUUUGCCUAUUAUCUACAUACAUAUAUAUACCGAAAUCGAAUAAAAUUAAUGAAAAAAGUGUAUCUUUGUAAUUAGCCAUUUACAUUACAAAGAAAACCAAUUAAAUGUGUCAAACAAAUUGGCAUUUAAAUAAAAACAAAAGGGUAUGUGUUCAUCUAAAAAUAACUGACAUACAUAAAAGCAAAACUUAUUCAGAAAUAAAACUAACUAAAAUUAAUUUAUAAUUUGUGUCAUAGCCGUAAACUCGGCGUUAUACUUAGAAUAUACAUACAUACAAUAAUAAAGAAAAUUGUGUUAAGCAAACGCCAAUCAAAUUAAUGUAUGUAUGUGAAUACAUAUUCAGAUUCAUAGAAGUACAUAUACAUAUGUGUAUGUAUGUACAUGAAGGAUCAAUUUAUUGAAUAAGUUCUUCGUGAACGUUAAUUAGAAUGACGGGUUAAGUAUAAACAUAUGCCAUGGUAGCAAUAUGCAUACAUGUACAUAUGAAAGAAAUCACAAAGGGUUCAAAUUCCUUAGCACGUGGUAAUUUCAUCGCAAAAUUCACUUGUCAUUUAAUUGUAAUAAAUCAUUUAAAUGGAUCAGACAAAAACACUAGAAUAAAAAGUAAUGCAUGAUGCGAAAAAA